AUGGGCAGCCCCCGCUCCGCGCUGAGCUGCCUGCUGUUGCACUUGCUGGUUCUCUGCCUCCAAGCCCAGGUAAGGAGCGCCGCGCAGAAGCGGGGGCCGGGCGCGGGGGACCCAGCUGACACUCUCGGGCAGGGACACGAGGACCGAUCCUUCGGCCAGCGCAGCAGGGCUGGAAAGAACUUUACAAAUCCAGCCCCAAACUACCCCGAGGAGGGAUCUAAGGAACAGAGAGACAGUGUCCUGCCUAAAGUCACAGAGCGACAUGUGAGGGAGCAGAGCCUGGUGACGGAUCAGCUCAGCCGCCGCCUCAUCCGGACCUACCAGCUCUACAGCCGCACCAGCGGGAAGCACGUGCAGGUCCUGGCCAACAAGCGCAUCAACGCCAUGGCAGAAGACGGAGACCCCUUCGCAAAGCUCAUUGUGGAGACCGAUACUUUUGGAAGCAGAGUCCGAGUCCGCGGAGCAGAGACCGGUCUCUACAUCUGCAUGAACAAGAAGGGGAAGCUAAUCGCCAAGAGCAACGGCAAAGGCAAGGACUGCGUGUUCACGGAGAUCGUGCUGGAGAACAACUACACGGCGCUGCAGAACGCCAAGUACGAGGGCUGGUACAUGGCCUUUACCCGCAAGGGCCGGCCUCGCAAGGGCUCCAAGACGCGCCAGCACCAGCGCGAGGUGCACUUCAUGAAGCGCCUGCCGCGGGGCCACCACACCACAGAGCAGAGCCUCCGCUUCGAGUUCCUCAACUACCCGCCCUUCACGCGCAGCCUGCGCGGCAGCCAGAGGACUUGGGCCCCGGAGCCCCGAUAGGCGCUCGCCCGGCCCCUCCCUGCCCGCCCGCGGACUCCAGGGAGAGCUCGGCCGCACUGCGAAGGGGAGGAGCUGGG
Rattus rattus (black rat) is the source of this 884-nucleotide messenger RNA. It is a transcript of the gene Fgf8, whose product is annotated as fibroblast growth factor 8. Gene Ontology annotation, molecular function: growth factor activity; type 2 fibroblast growth factor receptor binding; type 1 fibroblast growth factor receptor binding. NCBI's taxonomy places the organism in Eukaryota, Metazoa, Chordata, Mammalia, Rodentia, Muridae. The record is from RefSeq and is a predicted model, not a curated record. Gene Ontology annotation, biological process: embryonic heart tube development; regulation of cell migration; neuron differentiation. The transcript is spliced from 5 exons. Gene Ontology annotation, cellular component: cytoplasm. Bases 1 to 807 code for a protein of 268 amino acids.